Molecule: messenger RNA, 12221 nt
Organism: Episyrphus balteatus (marmalade hoverfly)
Lineage: Eukaryota; Metazoa; Arthropoda; Insecta; Diptera; Syrphidae
Gene: ds
Product: protein dachsous
Exons: 12
Coding region: 156-11690 (3844 amino acids)
Biological process (GO): homophilic cell-cell adhesion
Cellular component (GO): plasma membrane
Molecular function (GO): calcium ion binding
Source: RefSeq, a predicted model, not a curated record
UCCAAAAUUUUGAGCCUUCAAACCUGCAAAUUCCAAUAAAUAAACAAUGUCACCGUCAUUACUCCAACAAAAACGGUGAUCCACUUGGAUAUCAUUUAAAAACUGUCGUCAAAACGACCCCUACGACAAUCCCUAAUGAAUCACUCGCGAACGAAAUGUCUAAACAUAAUCGAAGCCACAUGCAAAUGGGCUUCGUAAGAAUGGCUCAAUAUUUAUUUUGUAAAAAAUCGAAAACCAAGUCAACACAAAAAAUAUUAACAAUAAUAAAAAAUUAUCAAAAUAAUAACAAUAAGAAUUUAAGGCUGACACAACAACAUCAUCACCAAUCCGAAUUAAAUAGUAAAAGAAGUCGAAAGCAUCCCAUGGUUCUAUGGUUUCUUGUGAUAUGUAUAGUACUUUCGGCAGUGGGUGGUGCUACAAGCGAAUAUGUUCGAAAUUUAGAAGUUUCCGAGGGGGUGCCAAUCGGGCGUCAAAUCGGUUAUAUCGGUGAUGUUAAUGGCAGAGUUGACAGUGGUCCGCCAUAUUUAAUAGUGCCUGUGCCCGGUAGUGCCGUCGAUACAGAUUUAUCCAUAGAUCACACAACCGGCGAAAUACGGACUAAAAUCCAGCUGGAUCGAGAACGUCGCGCGUCGUACAGUCUGGUGGCAAUUCCCCUUAGCGGGGAUAAUGUCCGCGUAGUGAUAAAAGUACUCGAUGAAAAUGACAAUGCACCCACAUUCCCCACCCCUGUCAUGCAUAUCGAAUUCCCCGAAAACACUCCGAAAGAGGUCAAACGUACGUUAAAUCCGGCGCGAGAUCUUGAUCUGGAACCGUUCAAUACCCAGUCCUAUAAUAUCGUGUCGGGAAAUACAAAUGAAGCGUUUCGUUUAGCGCCGCAUCGCGAAAUGGACGGGGUUUACUAUUUGGAUCUGCAGAUCUUCGGAUUCCUCGAUCGGGAGACAACGCCCAGUUACAGUCUGGUUAUCGAGGCUGUUGACGGUGGCAGUCCGCCUCUGAAGGGUCAAAUGACUGUCAACAUCACCAUCCAAGAUGUCAAUGACAAUCAGCCAAUAUUCAACCAGAGUCGGUAUUUUGCCAACAUUCCCGAAAACGUCACGGUGGGGACAAGCGUGCUGCAGGUGUACGCCUCCGACACCGAUGCCGAUGAAAACGGUCUGGUCGAAUAUUCGAUUAAUCGACGCCAAAGUGACAAGGAGCAAAUGUUCCGCAUCGACUCUCACACCGGCAUGAUAUCCGUCAACAAGCCACUCGACUUCGAAGCCAAGGAACUGCACGAACUGGUGGUAGUGGCCAAGGACCAUGGCGAACAGCCACUCGAGACAACCGCUUUCGUGUCCAUCGUUGUGACCGAUGUCAAUGACAACCAACCCACUAUCAGUGUGAUCUUCCUCAGUGACGAUGCUACGCCAAAAAUCUCCGAAAGUGCCCAACCUGGUGAAUUUGUUGCCCGAAUUUCAGUCAACGACCCCGACUCCAAAACCGAAUACUCGAAUGUGAAUGUCACGCUGCAAGGUGGUGGCGAUCAUUUCGGUCUAACGACACGUGACAACAUCAUUUACCUGGUCAUCGUUGCAUUGCCACUGGAUCGUGAAAUGCAGCCCAACUACACGUUGAAUGUUGUGGCAACGGAUAAUGGCAAUCCACCGUUGCACGCCUCGAAGACGAUCUACCUUCGCGUGACCGAUAUUAACGACAAUGCACCGGAAUUCGAAAAGGACGUCUACUAUGCGAAUGUUAUGGAGGUAGCUGAUCCAGGUACCUCCGUCAUUCAAGUGGUAGCUGUGGACAAGGAUGAGGGCAAUAACUCAGCGGUGAUUUACUCCUUGGUGGAUACGCCCGAAACGCACUCGCAAUGGUUUCAGGUUGAUGCACAUACUGGAUUAAUAACAACACGAGCGCAUAUAGAUUGCGAGACGGAACCGGUUCCGCAAUUGAAAAUUGUCGCAAAGGAUAAUGGACAUCCACCGUUAUCGUCGACAGCUACCGUUUUGGUAACAAUUCAUGAUGUCAACGACAAUGAGCCGAUUUUUGAUCAGAGCUUUUACAAUGUAUCGGUGCCGGAAAAGGAACCAUUGGGAAGGUGUAUAUUAAAGGUGUCUGCAAGUGACCCAGAUUGCGGAGUAAAUGCAAUGGUUAAUUAUACGCUCGGUGAGGGUAUAAAGCAGCUCACAGAGUUUGAAGUACGCCCCGCAUCCGGAGAGAUAUGCAUUUCUAGUGACCUGGACUAUGAGAAGCGUUCAUCCUAUGAGUUUCCCGUCAUUGCAACUGAUCGAGGUGGUCUUAGCACAUCGGCCAUGGUAAAGAUCCAACUCAUCGAUGUCAAUGACAAUCGUCCUGAAUUCUACCCAAAGGAAUACAAUGUGUCACUGCGUGACCCAUCGACCGGAUCAAUGGCCGUCGAAACGCCAGUUGUGUCCGUAGUAGCCACCGAUCCGGACUCGGGGCGUAAUGGCGAAGUGACCUAUCGCAUUGUGAGUGGCAAUAAUGAUAAUAUCUUUCGCAUAGACAAGAUGACCGGUGAGGUAUUCGUGCAUCGACUCAAUCUGUUGGCCAUGUACAAACGGACUAAUCCUUUUUACAUACUAAAUAUUUCUGCAACGGACGGAGGUGGCAUUAAAACUUCACAAGAUGCUGUGAUUUACAUUAGCAUAAUUGAUUCGACACAGAGGCCGCCGAUUUUCGAAAAGUCGCGAUAUAACUAUUAUGUGAAGGAAGAUGCGAUGAGGGGAACUGUGGUUGGUUCGGUAAUGGCAACGAGCAGCGAUUCAGGAAGCCGCAACGUUGUCAGCUAUUCCAUCUACACCGGUGAUCCCGAUGACUAUUUCAGCAUUGACAAAAAUUCUGGUGACAUUCGUGUAGCAAAACCAUUAGAUCAUGAAGCUAAACCACAAGUUCUAUUAAAUAUACAAGCAAAAAGUGGUGAUCCACCAGCUUAUGGACAUACUCAGGUCAACAUCGAUAUCGAAGACGUUAACGACAAUCCGCCCGAAUUCGAGACAAGUAUGGUCCGUAUCUCGGUGCCGGAGAACGUCGAACUUGGUACGCCACUGUAUGCUGCUCACGCCCGCGAUAAGGACUCUGGCAAAAGUGGCAUUGUCACAUACAGUCUAACAAUGAUUGGUUCAAUGCCAUCGCCACAUCUGAAUGUGACAACGUCAGCAACGGCAGCAGCGAUGUACGGUGGCUCAUCGAUGUUUAUGUCGCCAGGAGUUGCAUCUGGAUCUGCUUCAUCAUUAUCAUCAUCAGCAGCAGCAUCGUCAUCAUCGCUGACAUCCUCGUCCUCAUCGUCACUUUUAUCAUCUUUGAAUGGUAACGGUGGUGGUGGGGGGCGACUUUAUUCCAUUCGAAAUGGUAAUCACAAUCAAAUUGGUUCUGGAUCUCAACAACAACAACAACAACAAUUGUAUGGAAUGGGUGGUAGUAGUAGUUAUCUUAUGGCCAACUCAUUGCCACUAGACUUGCAACAGCAACUUCUGCAACAGCAGCAGCAGCGGCAUCAUCUAGUACAACCAUCUACUACGAGCAUGAACCAAGCUCAACUGUUUGCCAUCGAUUCACGUUCCGGACAUUUAACAUUGUCACGACAUUUAGACUAUGAGACAUCACAACGGCAUUCGUUAAUUGUCACCGCAACCGAUUCUGGUGAACCACCAUUAUCGGCUAAUUUAACUAUUCUCGUCGAGGUACAAGAUGUUAAUGAUAAUCCGCCGGUCUUCGAGCGUAAUGAAUAUUCAAUUAAGGUGUUGGAAUCGAUGCCGAUUAACUCGCAGAUUCUCCAAGUAACAGCAAUCGAUCUCGACACUGGCAACAACGCCCGUCUAACCUACCGCCUCAUCGAUCCCAAUAGCAGCAACAGUGAUAAGAAAUUCCUCCCUAACAAAGCAAAUCUCACCAUCCCCCUCGGCACAAGUGGUGGCUUACGAUCCCUCGCUAUGAUGGCCAUCAAAGGUGUAACAACAUCAGCCCCAAUAACUGCAAAUUCCGAUCCAAAUCAAUUAUUCGGCAUAUUCCCAAAUAGCGGGUGGAUUUAUUUGCGUGGCACACUCGACCGUGAAACGCGUGAUCGUUACGAACUCACUGUAAUGGCCAGUGACAAUGGUACACCGUCAGCUCAUGCGAAAACACGUGUCACUGUCAAUAUACUCGAUGCCAAUGAUAAUGAUCCCCGUUUUCAGCGCAACACCUAUGAGUUUGCCAUCGAAGAGAAUAUGCGUCGCGGUGCAAUAGUUGGCACUGUUGCUGCCACCGAUCUGGAUUUAGAUGCCAAUGCAGCGAUACGUUAUAGCUUGAUACCGAGUAAUACUAGCUUCCAGGUUAACCCAGUUACAGGGGAAAUCAUCACCCGCGAGCCGUUGGACCGUGAAACUCGAUCCCUUUACGAUCUUGUGGCUGAAGCUCGCGAUCAGGGCACACCAUAUCGCAGUGCUCGCGUUGCAGUGAAAGUCAUGGUGACUGAUGUGAAUGACAAUGCUCCGGACAUUGUUGAUCCGCAAGAGGAUGUGGUCAGUGUGCGCGAAGAACAGCCGCCCGGCACCGAAGUGGUACGAAUUCGUGCCGUCGAUCGUGAUAAUGGCCAAAAUGCAUCGAUCACCUAUACGAUAUUAAAGGGUCGUGACUCAGACGGCUACGGGCUGUUCUCCAUCGAUCCGAGUUCGGGCCAAAUUCGCACUCGUGUUGUAUUGGACCACGAGGAGCGCAGCAUCUAUCGGCUGGCAGUGGCGGCUACCGAUGGUGGUGUACCGCCGAAGCAGACUGUACGUUUGUUGCGUGUCGAGGUGUUGGAUUUGAAUGACAAUCGGCCGACGUUUACCAGUUCCAGUUUGGUCUUUAGGGUCCGUGAGGAUGUGCCAGUAGGUCAUGUUGUCGGCUCUGUGGGCCCCUCUGAAAAAAGUGACACCCAAAACAUGAUCGCCGAACCAGGACUUCACAUAACUUACACUCUGACGUCACUCACCAAAGACACCAUCGAAGGCGCCUUCGACAUGGAUCGUCAAACUGGCUUCCUUGUCGUCGCCCGUCGACUAGAUCGCGAACAACAAUCCGAAUAUCGAUUGGAAAUCCGCGCCCUGGACACAACCGCCUCCAAUAAUCCCCAAAGCAGUGCAAUCACAGUUAAAGUGGAGAUCGCCGAUGUGAAUGACAAUCCACCCAAGUGGGCCGAAGAUCCAAUAAUGAUCUACGUCAGCGAGAGCACCGCUAUUGGAGUGAUAAUCUACAAUUUUACCGCCACCGACGCAGAUACUGGCACCAACGGUGAACUGCAAUACAAGUUGUUGCGCCAAAGUCCCGAUGGCUUAGAUACUUCCAACCAACAACAGCAAGAAGAAAAUCAAGAACAACAAAAACAAUCACUAUUCUCGGUGGACCCACUUACCGGUGCUCUGACCCUACAAGCAGCACUUGAUUACGAAACAAUCAACGAGUACAUUCUAAUUGUACAAGCUCUCGACCAAUCGUCGAAUGUUAGCGAACGUUUGCACAGUACGGUAACGGCUCGCAUCCUCGUCGAGGACGCCAACGAUAACGGUCCAGUUUUUGUGUCACCGGCUGGAGGAAGCGACACUAGCAUAGAAUUGAGUGACGCAACACAAGUCGGUCAAUUAGUGGCACACGUUGUGGCGACUGAUAAGGACGCGGGCGAUAAUGGACAUAUCACCUAUGCAAUACUUAGCGGUAAUGAAGAUGGACGCUUUAGGAUCGAUUCGAAAACUGGUUUUAUUGAGCUGGCCAAGAGUUUGCCACAGAUGAUGAUGAUGAUUGGUAAUGAUGAUGGUAAUGGUUACUAUGGCAAUCGAGACAGUAGCAGUGGCAAUGGAAAUGGUGGCAGCGGUCAAAAGUCGAACAAUAAAUUUAAUUUGGUGAUCAGUGCGAGUGAUCAUGGUAGUCCGCAACCGAAGCAAUCGCAUUUGAAUUUACAGAUUCUUGUUCAAGGAACGACAAGCAAUCCUCCGCGUUUUUUGGAAUCUGUCUAUCAUGUCAACAUCUCGGAGAAUUUGCCAUCAGGAAGUUUGAUAUUGCGCGUAGGCGCUCAGUCCUUUAAUGGUGCAAAUCUCACAUAUCAAAUCCCAUUAGGUGUUGCUAAUAAUCACUUUAUUGUGGAUACUUAUCGUGGUUAUGUCACAUCGCAAGGACAAUUUGAUCGUGAGACCAAAGAUGAAUACACGAUACCAAUCUAUGUAUUUGAAACGAAUCGUGCUCCAAGUGUUGCCAUACAACGAGCACAACAACAACAACAACAAGCAACAUCAGCCGAAGCACAAUCAACUGAUGUCACAUCUGAGUCCCACCAACAACAACAACAACAACAUCAACAUGGCGGACAAUUUGACAUUGCAACAAUUGUCAUUAAAAUAACUGACGUUAAUGAUCAUGCACCUGAAUUCCAUCCGGGCUCCUGCUAUAGGAUGUCAGUGCCAGAAAACAGUGAGGCAGCGGUCAUUCAUACUGUGGUCGCCACAGACUUGGAUGAGGGUGCCAAUGGUGAAAUUGUCUACAGUAUAAUUGGCGGUAACUUGGGAAAUAAAUUCAGCAUCGAUAUGCAUACGGGUGAGCUAACAGCACGCUCAUUGGAUCGUGAACAGCAUUCACGGUAUUCAUUGCAAAUUCAAGCCCAAGAUCGUGGUACACCCAUCACAUAUCAGGGCCUUUGUAAUAUAUCGGUGUCGGUUGAGGAUCAAAACGACAAUGAUCCACGUUUCGAACAAACCAAAUAUAUUGCCAAUAUACCUGAGGAUAUUGCAAUUGGCUCGUCGGUAUUGAAAGUGAAGGCGAACGAUGCUGAUUUGCGUAAAAAUGCAAAAAUUUUAUAUUCACUUGCCAAUGAGACACAAUGGCUGUUUGCUAUUGAAAAUGAUACUGGAUUAAUAACUGUUGUUGGACCUUUGGAUAGAGAACGUCAACAUAUCUACAACUUUGAAGUCGUUGCCACAGAUGGCGGUCUCUAUGAUUCGCGUUCGCAACGUGUACCCGUUCAAAUCAUCGUCGACGACGUCAACGACAACAAGCCAAUAUUCGACCGAUACCCGUUCCGGACACAGGUCCCAACCCUAAUCCAGCCCGGCAAAACUCUACUGCAGGUCAGUGCCACCGAUGCGGAUCAAGGCAUCAACGGCGAAAUCCUGUACAGCCUGAUCAACGAUGCGACAGCGAACAAAUUCCGCAUCAAUCCCAACACCGGAAUGGUGAGUGCCACGCAGAGUCUGGCCAGCGAGCACGGCCGACUCCUACACUUGGAGGUGAUGGCACGCGAUAAGGGUAAUCCGCCGCAAAGUUCGAUCAGCUUAAUUGAGAUCCGUGUGGGGGACGAGCAGCCGGGCAGUCCGCUGCUGCGUUUCGUCAACGAUACCUAUCAUGUGCGGUUGCGAGAGAACACCGCAAUUGGUCAGUCUGUCAUUCGGGUGAAUGCGGUGCGCAGUGACGGACGACGUCAGAAGAUUAUUUAUUCAUUUGGUGCGGGCAACGAGGACGGUGCAUUCUCGAUAGACGCGAUCACCGGCGAGAUCAAAGUGCGCAACUCUGAACAUCUAGAUUACGAGAAGUAUUCGUGGACGAUGGCUGAGACCUCAUCGUCAUCCAUGGCCUCGUCAAAUGGACGCAGCUUGUCUUACAACGAUGACAUUGCUGGGGCAGUCAACAGGAGCAGUAGCAGCAGCAACUCCUUGGCAUCGAAUAGAACAACAACAACGCAAACUGUCAGACGAAUGCGUCGUGGCAUCACAUACAACGACGAUGCAACAGCAACUGCAACACCGACAGCAAAAGCAGUAGCAGACCACGACUCUAGUCCGGUGCCCAAUGAGAUGCGAUUAAUUGUCGUUGCACAUACCGAAGGGACGCCAUUGUUGUACGGCUAUGCCGCAUUGCACAUUAUCCUGGAGGACGAGAACGACAAUGGACCACACUUCACACAGCAACAAUACUCGGCGACAGUGUGGGAGGGCAACAGCAAGGGAACGCUGGUGGUGCAGGUGCAGGCAUUGGAUGCGGACGCCGGCUCCAACUCGCGGGUGCUGUAUCACAUUGUCGAUGGCAAUCAUGACAAUGCGUUUGUCAUUGAGCCAGCGUUCAGUGGUAUCGUUAAGACGAAUAUUGUGCUGGAUCGUGAGAUACGCGACAUCUAUAAGCUGAAGGUGAUUGCUACCGAUGAGGGGGUGCCACAGAUGACGGGCACGGCUACCAUUCAGGUGCACAUUAUCGAUGUAAAUGAUAAUCAGCCGACUUUUCCGCCGCAUAGUGUGAUUAGUGUUAGUGAAGGUACCGAACCUGGUAGUGUGAUAACAUUAAUAUCCGCAAACGAUGUCGACACCUAUCCCGAGCUGACAUAUCGUUUCGCCACUGAAGAUGACACCACCAGCAACAGUAACACCAACAACAACCAUGCAUCGUCUUCUUCGUCUUCAGUAACAACAAAAACAACAUCAAACAUUAACGACGAAGAAAACACUUCCAUCUUUGCUAUCGAUCGUUACAGCGGCAAAGUGAUCCUUCGCAAACGACUCGACUACGAAAUGCAACAAGAAUACCAAUUGGAGAUAAUUGCAUCCGAUACAGCACACGAAGCACGCACUACUCUCACCGUCCGUGUCACCGAUGAGAACGAUAACGCUCCCAUAUUCCAGCAGCCAGCCUAUUACACUAUGCUUCCGGAUCAGAUGUCCUCGUCCUCAUCCAGCAACACCAAUGGCGGCGAUAUCGAACUGCUUACCGUCAAUGCAACCGACAUCGACUCCGACCGCAAUGCACUCAUCCGCUUUACCAUUCAACCACCACAACCAGGCUUCUCAAUUCACGAAUCCUCUGGUACUGUCUAUGUUAACACCAGCCGCAUUAACGCAGUCCACGGUCGUGAUGACAUCUAUCUGACAAUUCUUGCCACCGACUCCGGUACACCUCCGCAACACUCGUCAGCUAUUGUCAGAGUUCAAUCGAAUGCAAAUAGCCAAGGAAGGGCACAAUUUCUACAAACGCAAUACCGGACUAGUAUUAACGAGGAAGCACCCUUAGGAACGGUGGUAUUACGACUGUCCCAGGAUGUCUUGGACACCGAACUUACCCAACAUUUGGUCUUUACCAUUGUCUCGGGCAACGAAGACGGUACGUUUGAAGUCUACCAAUCGAGUGCCAUCAUUCUUGUCCAGUCGCUCGAUCGUGAGCGUGUUGAUUUGUACAAGCUACGCUUGAUAAUGAGCGAAAAGGGAGCCCCGUUGCGGGCGGACAACAAUUCGUCGGCGAUCAAUGUGUUUGUCACGGUCGAAGAUGCCAAUGACAAUUCACCGGUGUUUGAUAGCAGUGGCCAAUACGAAGCAGAUAUAAGUGAAUCAGCUCCCCUGCGGUACUCCAUAGCUCAAUUGAUCGCGGUCGAUGCUGAUUUAGAGAAUACUCCGAAUUCGGAUAUUGUUUACGAUAUAACGUCGGGCAACGAUGAGGGCAUGUUCACUGUCGACCUGGUCUCUGGGGUGCUGUUUGUGAACAAUCAACUCGACUAUGACCGCGGUGCCAUGAACUACGAACUGAUCGUGCGCGCAUGUGACAGUGCUGCGCUGCCUCGAUGCAGUUUGCAGCCAUUCCGAAUUUCCCUUGUCGAUGAGAAUGAUAAUGCUCCACGAUUUCCAGUUGCUGAGUAUAUCGAGUUUAUUGGCGAGAAUGAAGCAAUUGGAACUAGUAUUUUCACAGCUCGAGCUACUGAUCUUGAUCGUGGGAUCUAUGGCCAUUUGAACUACUCCAUCGAUCAAACCGAUCCACAUAACAUGGCUGGCGAUGAAUUCGCUUAUAAACUGUUUCGCGUCGAUGCUGGCAGUGGAGUUGUCACUUCGAACGCCAUUUUUGAUUACGAACAAAGGAACCGCUAUGAUUUGGUGCUGCGUGCUACUGAUACUGGCGGCAAGUAUGCAACGGUCAAAGUGCGCAUUAUGGUCGAUUCGAAAGAUGAGUAUAGUCCGCAAUUUACGGAGCGGACUUACCGCUUUGUGAUGUCAUCGUCGGCGGAAGGUAAUAUGCAGUUAGGAUAUACUGUCGGUCAAGUUUCGGCUAGUGAUCGGGAUAAGGGUGCUGAUGGAAGGGUAGUCUACCAGCUUACGUCACAGCAUGCCUAUUUUAAGGUCAAUCGAACAACUGGGGCAGUGGUUAUCAAGAAGAAGCUUGAUGACAACUUUGAUGAUGGACGGGAUAUCAGUUUGGUGAUCACAGCAAGCUCGGGACGACAGGGAUCACUCACCAAUAUGACCGUUGUGGAGAUCUCCCUCGACCCUCAAGGAUCUUCUACUACAAACGUCGCCAGCAAUACUGGAGCUCCAAGUUCCGGAGGUGGUUUUGCCGAUUGGGCUUUGGGACUGUUGAUCGCUUUCUUGCUCGUCAUCUGUGCGUUCGCUGGGAUCUUCCUGUUCUUGCAUAUGAGAAACCGCCGACAUAGACAAGUCUCCAAGCCAAGCUUGAGCACUGAAACGGUGGGGAAUACCAACAGCUAUGUGGAUCCAAGUGCAUUCGAUACGAUACCGAUCAGGGGUGGAUCUGGAGCGACGGGAAGUGCAGGCCAAUUCGCCCCACCAAAAUAUGAUGAGAUUCCCCCAUACGGCCCUCACGCAGCAAGUUCGAACUCUGGAGCAGCAACCACAUCCGAGCUUUCCGGUUCCGAACAGUCUGGAUCAAGUGGGCGUGGCUCAGCUGAAGAUGAUGGCGAGGAUGAAGAAAUUCGCAUGAUCAAUGAGGGCCCUCUUCACCGAGACCAUCACCGAGGCAGCGAUGAUGGACGGCUUUCAGACAUUUCAGUGCAAAACACCCAAGAGUACCUAGCGCGACUGGGUAUUGUUGACAAUCCCAAUACAACAGGAGCGGCGUCAACGUCUUCCCGGAGGUGUUCGGAAAGUAUCGGCGGUAGCAAUAAGGACUCACAUCUCCAUCACACCCUUCCCAUAGACUCCCUUCACAUGUUCGAUGAGGAACCUGGCGGUGAAUCUGACAUCACUAACCUAAUCUAUGCCAAGCUCAAUGACGUCAAUGGAGGCAGUGAUCGUGCCAGUAGUACCGACGAAGCGGCAACCACCGCUGGAAGUAUAGGUGCUGCCGUCGAUCAUGUAAUGGGCUUUGGUGAUGUUCCCGUCGUCGGCAGUGGGAACGUAGGUCCCUCAAUGAAUGGCUCCCUGAGUUCUAUAGUUCACAGCGAAGAAGAACUCACCGGUAGCUAUAACUGGGACUACCUGCUCGACUGGGGUCCGCAAUACCAGCCGCUGGCACAUGUAUUCUCCGAGAUUGCAAGACUGAAAGAUGACACUUUAUCGGUGCAUAGCGGCAAUAGCGGAGCAUCGUCGAGUGCGAAAAGCAAGCAAUCGCUAGCGCACUCAGCCAAACACAUUCCGCCACCAUUGCUGACAAAUGUCGCCCCCAGAUCCAUCAACGUUCCAGUAUUAUCUAGCCGGGGGAGUGGCAGCCAUCACUCCUCGGUGCCAGCCAAUCAAUACCUCCUGCCUCGAUCACCAAUUAGUCAUGAUGCACCUGGCGGUGGUUUUAGCACAUCGUCGGCGAUGUCACCGAGCUUUUCACCAUCGCUAUCGCCAUUAGCGACACGAUCGCCAUCGAUAUCGCCGCAUGUUGUUGGUGGAGUGCCGACGGGACAUCAUAUGGUGUCAUUGCCACGGCAUCAACCGCAGCCGCAGCAAAGAAAAAAUCUUGACAGUGAGAUGAGAGUGAGAAUGUAAAUCAUAAGAGAGAGAGAGUAUAAAAAGCCCGCCCCCCUUUUCCCACCUUCUUUUUUUCCCCAUCAUCAUGUAGACCUUAAGUUAAGUAGUUAAGAGUGAGGUAACACGAGCUGCCCCCUCCCGGCUGUGGUAACAACAAACUUUAAACUAUUUAAACAAAAUAAAAAAUUUUAUAAGAUCAAAAAAAAUGAUAGGUAACUUACGUCAUAAUCAACUUGUACAGAAUUAAUUUUUAAUCAGUUUGCCAUUAAAUGUUAGGAUUUUUAGAAUUUUAAGAUAACAAAACCUCAUUUUUUUUUUAUUUUUAACAUUUUUUUUCAUAAAAUACAUUUUUCUUAUAAUUUUUUUGUUUAAUAUUAAAUACUCACCAUAACCCUUCCCAAAAAAAAAAAAUAAAAAUGGAAAAAUAAGUCGUUAAAAAAAAAAAUGUAUAUACUGUAUCCAAGACUAAAAAAGCCAAUAAAGACUCUUAAAUAGUUGUAAAAAAAAAAUAGUAAAUCUUAAAAAUUAAAAUCAUUAUAAACAUUAAUU